AUGGGAGGGCAGGCCAAGCCAACCCACCCCUUGUUGUCGAGCCGCGACUCACUCACUCCCCUCCCAUCCUUUAUCGAACCGCGUAACCUUCCUGAUCUGGACAUUCUUCCCCACAUGUCGAUUUCGCCUCAACCCUGGAAUUUGAUCUCACGUGUUCAUAAGACAUCAGCCUGUCCCAUUGCUUCAAUCAUCAGUUCCCACACUCCAAUCUCCAGCCAUUUGAAGCUUACCAUACUCUCCUCGCUUACUCGCAGCUCACUUCACUUCACCCUGUUACACACACUCCUUGUUUCAACUUUACUGCACGGUAGCAUGGCGUCCAUUCGCAACCCAUCCUUCCUGCUGCUGGCUCUCCUCGCAAUCGCAGCAUACGCGUCUUUCGCUACUGGCCAGACGGAGCCGUUCCUCGUCACCAAGGCGCGCACGACGAGAGCCUACGCCAUCAACUGUACCAGGGAUUCCGCCACCGCGAACGCCACCGCGGCGCUGAGGGCGCAGGAUGUUAUCAAUGCAAACGCGACGCUCGCGAACGCAACGGCGGCGUACAACGACGCGUUACCCCUCGUUAACCGCCUCAAGAUUGUCCUCGCGAACAAGAUCGCCGCGAAGAACGCCACGGCCGCCGCGAUCCCCGCUCUCCAGAACGCCACGGACGAGGCGCAGGCGCAGCUGGAUAAGCUCGUCGCGCAAGGCACUGACGAGACGUCGCUUUUACAAGCCGUGGAGGACGCUAAGCGACGCGCCAACAUGACGGCGCAAUUGGUGGACGACCAGCAGGGCGAGGUCGCCGACGCGAACAUUGAGGCGAUCGACGCGGCGAAGAAGGCGGCCGACUCGAGCCUCACAGGCUCCGAUCUGGCCGCAGCGCAAGCCAAGCUGGCCGAGGCGAUGGCGGUGAAGGCCCAAGCCGAGUCCAUUCUCAAGGACAUGGUUGACCAAGCGAAUCGCGCGGCGGAUUUCUUGGUUAAGAGGCAGAAUGAUCUCGACAAUCCCGAUGCGGUGCAGGCGGAGCUUAUCAAGCAGCAGCAGGCCGUGGAGAACGCUAAGGCGGAUCUUGCCGCGGGCAUUGCUGCGGAUCAGGCGGCGGCUGCGGCGGUCACGCAGGCGCAGUUUGACGUGAGUUACGCGAACGCGUCCAUCCCUGCAAAGUCGGCGAAUGUGUCGAACGCGAAGAUUCUGUUGAGCAAGGCGAACACUGCGAAGACGAGCGCGGAUAAUACCGCGAAUCUCAUGGCAUCGCGCGCCUACAAUGCCACGAUCGCUGCGCAGCAGGCCGAAGCUGCUGCGAAGGCCGCAGGGUACACGUGGGUGUGGUAA
This is a messenger RNA of Closterium sp. Yama58-4, 1317 nucleotides long. Lineage: Eukaryota; Viridiplantae; Streptophyta; Zygnematophyceae; Desmidiales; Closteriaceae. The record is from the annotation of a GenBank genome assembly.